Messenger RNA from Staurois parvus, 308 nucleotides. NCBI's taxonomy places the organism in Eukaryota, Metazoa, Chordata, Amphibia, Anura, Ranidae. The record is from the annotation of a GenBank genome assembly.
UAGUGAAUGCAGGGUCCGGGGAGAGCGGAUAUAGUGAAUGCAGGGUCCGGGGAGAGCGGAUAUAGUGAAUGCGGGGUCCGGAGAGAGCAGAUAUAGUGAAUGCGGGGUCCGGGGAGACCAGAUAUAAUGAAUGCAGGGUCCGGGGAGAGCGGAUAUAGUGAAUGCAGGGUCCGGAAAGAGAGGAUAUACGGAUAUAGUAAAUGCAGGGUCCGGGGAGAGCGGAUAUAGUGAAUGCGGGGUCCGGGGAGAGCGGAUACAGUGAAUGCGGGGUCCGGGGAGAGCGGAUAUAGUGAAUGCAGGGUCCGAGG